GCCUCCGCUCGCCGGCUGCAGGCGGGCUCCUGCCUCCCGCGCCCAUCACCGCCGCCGCGGGGCACUUCCCCGACUCUUCCUCCGUCCCGGGCCCCGCCGCCAUGGCCCCCGCCAACUCCUCCCGCAACUUCUCCGCGCCGGAGGCUCGCAACGGCUCGGUAGCAGAGAAGCCAGCACCAUACACCAAUGUGAUCAUGCCUAGUCUGUUUGGCAUCAUCUGCUUCCUGGGCAUUGUGGGAAACCUCAUUGUCAUCUAUACCAUUGUCAAGAAGAAGAAGCUGAAGUGCAAGCAGACCGUGCCUGACAUUUUCAUUUUCAAUCUCUCCAUUGUGGACCUCCUCUUCCUCUUGGGCAUGCCAUUCCUCAUCCACCAGCUCCUAGGCAAUGGCUCGUGGUACUUUGGAGCUCCCCUGUGCACCAUCAUCACUGCUCUGGACACCAACAGUCAGAUCACCAGCACCAACAUCCUCACAGUGAUGACCCUAGAUCGUUACCUGGCAACAGUCUACCCUCUGAAAUCCACCUAUGUCCGCACCCCGUGUGUUGCGGCUCUAGUUAUCUGCUUGGUGUGGCUUCUCUCCUUCCUGACCAUCAUUCCCGUGUGGAUGUACGCAGGCCUUAUGCCUCUGGAGGAUGGGACUGUCCGCUGUGCUCUCUUGCUUCCCAACCCAGAGACAGACAUCUACUGGUUCACUCUCUAUCAGUUCAUGCUGGCAUUCGCUGUGCCACUGAUUGUUAUCUGUGUGGUCUAUUUUAAGAUCCUCCAGCACAUGGCCACCACUGUGGUCCCCCUGCCCCAAAGAAGUCUCCGGGUACGUACCAAGAAAGUCACUCGCAUGGCAGUUGCCAUCUGCUCUGCCUUUUUCAUUUGUUGGGCCCCUUUCUACAUCCUCCAGCUGGUUCACCUCGGCAUUGACACCCCAUCCAUGGCCUUCUUUUAUGCCUACAACUUUGCCAUUAGCUUGGGCUAUGCCAACAGCUGCCUCAACCCCUUCCUCUACAUUGCCCUCAGUGAGACCUUCAAGCGCCAGUUCUUGGUGGCCAUUCGCCCUGCAAAAGAACCAUGUCGCAACAGCAGCUCUGUCAACAACAACAGUAUGACAGAGGCCAGCGUCUGUCUAAAACUGGCACCAGAAUCCACUCAGUAGACUCAGUUUCUGGAGGACUUUUCCCCACACUCGCUGCCUGUGACUCCGGCUGUUCACGAGGGGACUCUGAAGUUGCUCCAGGGAAAAGACUUCAGAUUUGUAAGUGUGCAGAGAAGCAGCUACUUCAGACAAUUCUCAGUGAAGCAUGUGAACUACAAGCUGCCGCCUCCAAGAUCUGCAGCCCAGGUGCCUCUCUCUUUCAUCGCAGGGCUCUGCUCUUAGACUGCCCUUGGCCUAUGAGAUGCUGCAUACUGUCUCUUCUUUCCACUGCAGCACAGGAGGACUCUUCUGCCACACUGGAUGUUGCGCUCCCAAAGGAGAUGAAUGGAAAAAGAAAGAGAAAUGACAGAAAGAAGAUAUCGAGGGGGAGCAUUGGCAUGGAGGAAUAAAACCUGUAUAAACACUGCACAGUGAUUCCUCACCCCACGACUUGACCAAUGUUUCUAAGCAACGUGCUGAUAUGGAGCCUCUUGAUUCAAAACUUGAACCUCUGAAAAACAACUUUUAUGUAUUUGUUUUUGGUAAGAAAUCUGACCUGCGAGCUUUGACGUCUGCGCUCUUAUCCUAGAAGCAAAUAGUAGUGAGAUACAUGACGGGGCCAGAUGUCUCACCUAAGUCUGCUGUUUGGUCUUUUGUUCCAGCCCUGUCUGCCUCCAGUGGGCUGCACUGUUUGGCAACCAAUCUAUUUUCCAGAACUAGCUAAUUUUGGUGCCAAUCCUAAAUAUUACAAGCAAAAUCAGGCAGAGGGCAAUUGUAUUGCUUCAAGGGACUGCAGAUCAUUCAGCAAAACUACUGCUGCUAACACCAGAUUUGUAGCUUUUCAUGAUGAGGAGCCUAUUUUCCCAGUGCUAGUUCCUCAUAUUGCUCUUGUGCCUCGCAGCCUGCAUGGCCAUCAGGAACCCCAAGCAGAGGGCUUUAAACACAACUUUAAAAAACACAGUGUACAGAGACCUGUGGAGUGAGAGGAUGUGGAAAGGCAGCUCAGAGGAAGCCAAGUUGCUUUUGCAGCUUCCACAAAAUAGCAAAUACUUUACAAAGUUAAAGAGGAAAAAUUAAAUGUCUGGUUUUUUACAUGUGGCUUUAGCAGUCAGUGAUUAGGAAAUAAUUUUGCUCAUUACAAAGACUAAAGAAAAGGCAGCUCAGAUCAGCUAAAUACUGGGGAUUACACUGAUAGACUGCACAGGACUCCCAGGGGACAGCAAAGGCAGUGUUAAGCAUUUUGUCAAACGUGGAGAAACUGGCUGUUGUAGAUGAAUUUGAUGUAAAGAAGCAUUACAGAUAUCACAGAGCACAGAAGAACGUUAGCACGCUCGCAGUUUCGUGCCGCCAGCCAGCCGCGAUAGCCCCAGAACAGGAAUUGCCAUUCACCCUUACGCAGCUGAACAGCCAAACCGUCCCUCGCGCAGGACUUGAAGCCGCAUGCCUGCUUACAGGUGUAUCUCCUGCACACACAGCACACUCGCGUGUAUUUAAGUACAGUUGACACUUCAGUACACACCCGGGGAGAACAAAUAGCCAUUCAUCCAUCUCCAGUGAUCAAAGCAGGCCGGCGUGCAAGAACAGCACUUAAGAACGUCAGAUACACAGAGCUGCUUUUCAAGUCAUUGAACAAAUCGCACAACGGGGCCUCUGUAUUUUCCUUCCAGGCUCUACCUCCACCCGCCACAGAUGUAUAUCCACACUGCAACCAUACGGUAUUUUUGUCAAUUUUGUUCUCUUCUCCUGGACAAUGAAGCCAGACAGACUUGUAUGGAGCUUUUAUACUACGAGACUUUCAAAUGUUUGCCCCAUCUAGACUGCCAGGAAUUUUCACCUGUGCUGGUUUUCAUGGGACUUUGCUCUUUGGUCAGUAAUUUCCAUGAAGAGCUCAGAAACGAAGGCCAGAGAUGUGUGCUCUGCCAAAAAACACUUGCUCUCAAGUAAAGAUAUUGUGUUAUUUUUCUCCUAUGAGGAAGCUGAAGGGAGGAUUGGGACUUUUCUCUGUGAAAGGAGGUAGUAAAGGUUGGGGUUUCUUUUUCCUUUAAUAACAGCAAUGUGGAAAGUAUGACGGAAGGGAAAAAACAGUCGAGCUGAAUUGUCAGGGCUCUCAGAAAACUGCACACUGAAGAUGUUAUCUCGCUUAUAAUAAAGGUGUUUAUGGUUGAA
Dromaius novaehollandiae (emu) is the source of this 3293-nucleotide messenger RNA. RefSeq names its product melanin concentrating hormone receptor 1 (gene MCHR1). Gene Ontology annotation, molecular function: melanin-concentrating hormone receptor activity; neuropeptide binding. The record is from RefSeq and is a predicted model, not a curated record. Gene Ontology annotation, biological process: neuropeptide signaling pathway. Bases 102 to 1148 code for a protein of 348 amino acids. Gene Ontology annotation, cellular component: plasma membrane; neuron projection. NCBI's taxonomy places the organism in Eukaryota, Metazoa, Chordata, Aves, Casuariiformes, Dromaiidae. The transcript has 2 exons.